Molecule: messenger RNA, 2323 nt
Organism: Lepisosteus oculatus (spotted gar)
Lineage: Eukaryota; Metazoa; Chordata; Actinopteri; Semionotiformes; Lepisosteidae
Gene: mab21l1
Product: mab-21-like 1
Source: RefSeq, a predicted model, not a curated record
CGACAGCAGCAGCCGCCUCCACGAAUACACACACUCAAGGCACCCUGCACUUUUACAUCCUCCUGACUACCAACUCCGAGCAGUGAUUACAGAAAACAUAAAUAAAUAAGAAGGGGGCUGUUUUGACUACUGAAAGCCGCGUAGUGUCCGAUUUCAGUCACUGCCGUUGUAAUGGACAUUUGAUUAUUAAACGCAACUUUAAAUUGGAGGACUUCCUUUUAACACCGGCGCACUUUAAAAGCUGAUGAUAAAGAUUAAGGGAUUUACCGAACGGGUGCUUUGAGCACAAAUAAUCAGCUUUUACUAAAUAAAUAUACUUUUUUUUCAUAUAAUAGCUUACUUUGUUCUCUAAAAUUGGCUCCCGUACAAACAGCCGCGUUGGAUCCCUCGGCUUACUGCGAGACUCCGGUGUACAACCCGGAUCUCUGCCCGAAUAUGAUAGCUGCUCAGGCCAAGUUGGUCUACCACCUGAACAAGUACUACAACGAGAAAUGCCAGUCUCGGAAAGCGGCGAUCUCCAAGACGAUCAGGGAGGUGUGCAAGGUGGUAUCAGACGUCUUGAAGGAGGUGGAGGUCCAAGAGCCCCGGUUCAUCAGCUCAUUGAACGAAAUGGAGAACCGUUAUGAGGGUCUGGAGGUCAUCUCACCCACCGAAUUCGAGGUGGUCCUGUACUUAAACCAGAUGGGAGUUUUCAACUUUGUGGAUGACGGCUCUUUACCGGGCUGCGCCGUCUUAAAGCUCAGCGACGGCCGAAAAAGAAGCAUGUCCCUGUGGGUCGAGUUCAUCACCGCUUCUGGUUACCUUUCGGCUCGCAAGAUCCGGUCCCGGUUUCAGACACUAGUAGCGCAGGCUGUGGAUAAGUGCAGCUACAGAGAUGUCGUAAAGAUGGUCGCUGACACCAGCGAGGUGAAAUUGCGCAUCAGAGACAGAUACGUAGUUCAGAUCACUCCAGCUUUCAAGUGCACGGGGAUAUGGCCAAGGAGCGCUGCCCACUGGCCUUUACCCCACAUCCCCUGGCCGGGACCCAACAGGGUGGCAGAAGUCAAAGCCGAAGGUUUUAACCUUUUAUCUAAAGAAUGCUACUCCUUAAACGGGAAGCAGAGCUCGGCAGAGAGCGACGCGUGGGUCUUACAAUUUGCUGAAGCCGAAAAUCGCCUUCUUUUGGGAGGCUGCAGGAAGAAAUGUCUGUCCGUUCUGAAGACAUUGCGCGACCGUCACCUUGAACUGCCAGGACAGCCUCUCAACAAUUAUCACAUGAAAACUUUGGUCUCAUACGAGUGUGAAAAGCAUCCUAGGGAAUCGGACUGGGACGAGAGCUGUCUGGGAGAUCGACUGAACGGGAUUUUAUUACAACUCAUCUCGUGUUUGCAGUGCAGGAGAUGUCCGCAUUAUUUUUUGCCUAAUUUAGACCUGUUUCAAGGAAAACCUCAUUCAGCCCUUGAAAAUGCGGCUAAACAGACUUGGCGAUUGGCAAGAGAAAUUCUUACCAACCCCAAAAGCCUGGAAAAACUCUGAGGUAAAAAAUACUACUUCUACUAAUGAAAUAUACAUAUAUACAGCGAUAGAUCUAACUUCAUCGAGGCUAUUGAAAGGCCUAGAUGACAUUUGUUAAUCCAGGACUCCUUGGACAAAAAAAUAUCUUUCUGCUGUUUUGUUUUAAACCAUGUUCGUGUAAAACUGUGGAGCCAACAAAAAUGUCCCGUGGAUUUAUUUGUUUUGUCAUUUUGAACAUAAGUACAAGUAACUGGCUUUUCAAAGCAUACAUUUACAAUUUUUAUCAUAAGUAUUAAUUUGAAGGAAAAAAGAGCACAACUGAAAAUAAAAAGGUGGAUUACAUACAUACUCCAGUUCUGUUAUUAUCAUGUUUGGGGUUGAUUGCUAUGUCAUUUUUAUAAAAGCGCCAACGCAUAUUAAAUCAGACUGUGUUUAUUCGCAAAAAGGCACUCCCACUUUUUGUGUUUAAAAUGAGCCCUGGACAAAACUCGGCUGUACAUUUUAUUUCUGUAUAUAUAGAUUGUGGUUCCAGUGGUCAGAAAUUGUGAAUGUUGUUUUUGUGACACGUACAUAGAAGUCAAAUUCCAUAUAUUUAUGAAUAACUUCAGGAUUUUUCUGCUAGAAAAAAAAUACAAGGUAGACUACAUCAGUGGUAUUUUUUACUUUGUUUGUCAUUGGAAAGUGUCUAAUUUUGAAAAGUUUACAUUCUGAUGGUACUAUUUGUUCAAUUUUAUAACAUUCCAUAAAUAUACUUGAAUUCUUAUUUAAAAUAUAUUCGAUCAAUUCUGUUUUGAUUCUGCUUAUAUGAUAACGCUUGAAAAAUAAAAUA